Messenger RNA from Bombus huntii, 1341 nucleotides. RefSeq lists its product as uncharacterized. NCBI's taxonomy places the organism in Eukaryota, Metazoa, Arthropoda, Insecta, Hymenoptera, Apidae. The record is from RefSeq and is a predicted model, not a curated record. The transcript is spliced from 2 exons. Gene Ontology annotation, biological process: DNA integration. The coding region runs from base 1 to 1341 and encodes 446 amino acids. Gene Ontology annotation, molecular function: nucleic acid binding.
AUGUCGACAGUACAACAAGCCCUAUCACACAAAAUUACUCGAACUAUCUAUUGGACCGAUUCCACUAUCGUCCUCCAUUGGCUCAAUACAUCACCUCACACCCUUAAAACAUUCGUCGCUAACAGAGUCUCCGAAAUUCAAACAAAAACCAGCAUCCGCGAUUGGCGCCACGUUCCUACCGACGACAACCCCGCGGACUUAAUAUCACGCGGCCAAACACCCGAAGAGUUUCUGCGCCCAACCAUCUGGCAGCACGGUCCUGCAUGGCUCUACCAGUCGGAAGGCUAUUGGCCGACAUGGGCGCUAACACCGCAAAUUGAAGUACCGGAGCAGAAGGGGGCGAUUUGUCUGUCCGCAAACCCCGCCGAUUACAGUUUGUUGCAAAGGUAUUCAUCCUGGCCCAAGUUGAUACGAAUCAUAGCUCGUUGCCUCCGUUGGAAACAGAAAAGGAACCGAGCGGCACCCCUAACCGUUACUGAAUUACUCAUAACGCACAAUAAACUGAUAAAAUUGUUGCAAAACAUCCAUUUCUCCGAGGAAAUUCGUACACUCCAAAAAGAUCGGAACGCGGCGAUAAAGGGUAAGCUCACGCGACUCAAUCCGUUCAUAGACAAGGAAGGAAUAUUGCGAGUCGGGGGUCGACUCAGUCAUUCGUCGAUGACCUUCGCUCAGAAACAUCCCAUAGUAUUACCUAAGUCAUCCGUUACAACACGCAUCAUAGACCACGAGCACAAGAUCCACAUGCAUUCCGGAACGCAGGCUACGUUAUACGCAGUAAGACAAAGAUACUGGCCCGUUGACGGUCGAAGUCAAGUAUGGCGGGCGAUCAAAGGCUGCGUCCGCUGCUGCCGCGCUCAACCACCGCCGGUAGAAUACGUGAUGGGUAAUCUGCCGGAGGCGCGAGUAACGGAAUCUCGCCCAUUUACAAACGUCGGCGUCGAUUACUGCGGGCCGUUCCACAUCAAGGAAAAACGAGAUCGUAACCGUCGUCAGAUAAAAGUAUACGUAGCCAUUUUCGUAUGCCUAGCAAUUAAAGCGGUACACAUCGAGCUCGUUGACGAUCUCACUAGCGAAGCCUUCAUCGCCGCUCUUCGCAGAUUUAUCGCUCGACGAGGGUAUUGCUCCACCAUCCAUUCUGAUAACGGCACCAACUUCAGAGGAGCAAGCAACGAAUUACGAGAGCUUCACGAUUUAUUACAAUCGGACGAUCACAAGGAAAAAGUAACCGCAUUUUUAGCCGACAAACAAAUCGAAUGGCGCUUCAUUCCCCCUCAUUCGCCGCAUUUCGGUGGGCUAUGGGAAGCAGCGGUAUGGUAUAGUGGUUGUCAGUUGAGGUACUAG